Messenger RNA from Austrofundulus limnaeus, 4556 nucleotides. Its product is annotated as cyclin-dependent kinase 17. Gene Ontology annotation, molecular function: cyclin-dependent protein serine/threonine kinase activity; ATP binding. Gene Ontology annotation, cellular component: nucleus; cytoplasm. NCBI's taxonomy places the organism in Eukaryota, Metazoa, Chordata, Actinopteri, Cyprinodontiformes, Rivulidae. Gene Ontology annotation, biological process: protein phosphorylation. The record is from RefSeq and is a predicted model, not a curated record.
GUCUGCUCUCACUCACACCCCUUGCGGUGUUUUCCGGGAUCGUGCCUCUGCCUCUCCACUCGGGAUCCACGCAGCAGCAGCAGAUAUGGCUGAUCAUCACCGGACGGGACGGCGCUGCGUCUGAGCGAAAGUUGACCCAAAUAAUGAUCCAWUACAGGCUAACAAGGCGCUCUGUCGGCCGACGGGACACGUCGACACACCGAGCGACUCUGGGAUAAGAAAUAUCCGACUGUGGGGGAGCGGGUACUAUCGUGUUUUUAUUUUAUUUUUAUUUUUUAACACGGGGAAGUAGUUGGAGGAACUUGUCGCAGUGGCUUCAUCCCACCGGAUUACCGCACGAGAGGAACAAUAGUCUCCUACAGGAUCACCAGCAGGUCGGUGAGCUUCUGUUCAUCACGGUGGGCCUAUUUUCACCCCCACGGCGCACCUGAAACWAACCGUUUAAGACGUGGCAGGUGUUAAUUUGAACACAAAUGAUCUGAACACGGGUCGAGGGAGGAAAUCUUUGCGGCUCAAAUGAAGCGAGACCGAAAGCGCAACGCAGCUCUAAUGAUUUCUCUCAAACACAACACCAGGUUCGCCGCAGUUUGGAGUUUCUGAACCGGUCUGGGUGGCUGAGCUGAGAGUAACUUUUUUUUUUCUUCCUUCCCCUGCCUGGUUCUCCUCCUCCCGGACGUGUGCGUCAGGAAAUCACGGGGAGUGAGGGACUGACCGAAAGCUCCAAAAGGCCCCGAGAAGGCCAGUGGGCCCCGGUGGUGCAGCUGAGAAAAUGGACAGGAUGAAGAUAAUCAAGCGGAGGCUGUCCAUGACUCUACGCAGCGCUCGGCCCGUCGAUGACUCCCUGUCUGAACUGGCAGAACAGAUCGCUUUGGAUGAGCCAUCCACUGCAAGGGACAACGGUAUUGUCCAUGAAAAUGUGAAAAUGGGUUCAGAUGGGGAAAGUGAUCAAGCUUCUGGUACGUCUUCUGAUGAGGUCCAGAGUCCCGUGAGGGUCCGCAUGAGGAACAACCACCAUCGACGCAUAUCUAACGAGGACAUAAACAAACGUUUGUCUCUCCCAGCUGACAUCAGACUACCGGAGGGCUACUUGGAAAAGUUUGCCAUGAACAGCCCGCCCUUUGACAAACCCAUGAGCCGCCGGCUUCGUCGUGCAUCACUGUCUGAAAUUGGCUUUGGGAAACUUGAGACCUACAUCAAACUGGACAAACUAGGCGAGGGAACCUAUGCCACAGUGUUUAAAGGCCGAAGCAAGUUAACAGACAAUUUAGUAGCUCUGAAGGAGAUACGCCUGGAGCAUGAGGAGGGUGCACCCUGCACAGCCAUCCGAGAAGUGUCUCUACUGAAAGACUUGAAACAUGCAAACAUCGUCACUCUCCAUGACAUCAUCCACACUGACAAGUGCCUGACUCUUGUGUUUGAAUACCUGGAAAAAGACCUCAAGCAAUACAUGGAUGACUGUGGAAGCAUCAUGAGUGUCCACAAUGUCAAGAUUUUCCUGUUCCAGCUUUUAAGAGGACUAGCCUACUGCCACAGAAGGAAGGUUCUCCACAGAGACCUAAAACCCCAGAACUUGCUCAUCAAUGAGAAAGGAGAGCUCAAACUGGCAGAUUUUGGUUUAGCUCGAGCCAAGUCUGUUCCUACGAAGACCUACUCAAAUGAAGUGGUGACCCUGUGGUACCGACCUCCAGAUGUGCUGCUGGGCUCCACUGAGUACUCUACGCCCAUUGAUAUGUGGGGUGUCGGCUGCAUCUUUUAUGAAAUGAUCACAGGCAGGCCUCUCUUUCCUGGAUCCACGGUAGAGGAUGAACUUCACCUCAUAUUUCGCAUCCUCGGUACUCCUACAGAAGAAACCUGGCCUGGUAUCACAACCAGCGAAGAGUUUAAGACGUACAACUUCCCCCGUUACCACGCUGAGCCGUUCGUCAACCAUGCACCCAGGAUAGACAGCGACGGUCUGAACUUACUCUUAAUGCUCUUACAGUUUGACGCAAAGAAGCGUGUAUCGGCCGAGGACGCUCUCAGACACGCAUAUUUCAAGAGUCUAGGGGAGCAGGUUCAAGCUYUGCCUGACACUGCUUCAAUCUUCUCCGUAAAAGGCAUUCAACUCCAGAGAGAUCCAGGAAAGAGAUCCUCGCUCCACCCCGAGUCCACGAUGGCCCAUAAGCUAGGCUCUGCACCCUCGCAGUACUUCCAGAGAGAAGCAGCCAAUCCCAGGGCCCAGAGUCACAAUCUGUCCUCCACUUCCACUGGCUGAGUGGGUCCUUCCGUGCUGCCCAGGGGAAGAGCAGGAGGCAGAGUAUGUUAUUUUAGUUCCGGUGGGCCGACGGCACGAGGASAACAGCGACACCUGCAGCUGUCUUCUUAGAUUUCCCGACCGUACCACGUUAAAAAAAUAAAAAAUAAAUAAAAAAAAAUCCUGAAGGAGCGACACACACCCUGCCACAAAAAAGUCACACACUCACUGAGGAGGAAAGAAAAGAGGCGAUAAACACACACAUCUAUCCACAGAAAAUGUGACAAUGAAACCCCACAAUUUUAAGACUAAAACUCAACCCUGCGAAAUAAAAUUGGAAGGAAAAAAAAAAGGUGACGCUGGAAGAAAAGUGGGAGAAUAUUUUAUGGUUCUCCUUGCUGCUGCUACUACCACUGCUGUCCAGAAGAGGGCAGUGUGAGGAUGUGAACUUACUGUAUCAGUGAACUGGAAGAAGGCGUUCAACUCGAAUCAAAAAGAGAGACAGAGGUGGUCCCUGUCACUCUUCCUUUUAUCAGUUUUUUUUUUUUUUUCAGAUUAAUGCUGUACAUAAAUAGACUGAGCUGUAGAAGUCUGCUUGCUCUCAGCACACCUCGGCCUGAAUCCAAACCGAAAGAAUUGCACCUCCAUCCUAAACCUUCAUCCAACCUCUUGACCCUUUAUUCCAAGACUUUAAUUAUUUUUCCCUAUCGAUCGAUCUUAAUCUCUAUCUUAAACCUGCGGAAUCACUGAUGGCUCACUUGAACAUGGCGAGUGUGUGUAUAUAUUUGGAGUUUAUCAAGAUAAACGUUUGCACCUUAUUGCCCAGCAGAGGUCAGGGUGGCUGUCUUUGUGUUACCUCAUCGGUCACUCGAGCAGAGCAGGAUGAGAACGUACACGCAUGAAGGCGAAUCAAAAAAAAAAAAAAACUGUAGGAAAUGGACAGAUGUGUUGCACUACUUUAGAAUUUCAAAAUAAAACACUCUGCUGUCCUCGCGUCAGUACCAGACUUUAAAUAAACCUUCCUACGCUGUAAAGAACACUACACUUCAUGACGCUGUUGUUCAGUAUUUCGAGGUCAACGCUGAAGACGUACAGGUGUACAAGUCCUCACCUGCUUGUCCCAAGACACGCCCCCUCCCUCCUCUUUUGCCUUGACUGAGAAGUUGUCUUGAUUUGACGUUGAACCUUUUGCACCUGAUUUUACCUCUUUAACACGAUUAGAUAAAUUUUAAUAACCCUGUCAAACUCUAUAUGCUUUUUACUUUUUUUUUUAUUCUGUUUUGUUGUUGUUGUUGAAAUCUGUAUAUGAUCUUCAGUUGUCAGAGGCGAUGUUGAUUCCAGGAUGCUGUUCUCAGUCGUGACAGUCGGCGGCGACGUGUUGCACAUUCCUUGAGCUCAGGACUUUUUUGCUUGUUUCUUUCUUUUUUUUUAACGGGUGCCGUGAGGUGAUUAUCAGACGUUGUGCUCAUCCCCUCCCAGUGGAGCGAAAUCGUGGGAUGAAAUCCUCGGCGAAGCUGGAUUAAAUCGUACGUGAAGGAGAGUUUCCUCCUCAUCAAGCUGUCAGUCUUUCGGUGUCAUCCAUUCUCCUUUUACAUCCACUGUAGUGUCUCUGUUCAGUCUCUGUUUAAGCAUGUUUCUGUAUUAAACACAAGUUUGUUUUUUUUGGAAUUGGUAUGUGAAAUAGCUGCUGCAGAGAAGGGAAGAACUCCUUUUUUUUUAAAUGUGCAUGCGACGUGACRUUAUCACAUGAUUCUUAUCCCAAACAACACAUUUUGCACUUGAAGGCUGAACCAAAGCCAACACGGAGCCUGUGAAGCGGCAGUGCAGUGUGUUGGCACGGAUCAGACCACUUCCAAUCCGACUCGGCUUCAGCAGAAAAUCCGGAGCCGGUUUAAACGGACUGUGACAUACGAGAGUUCCUGAGCAUUCUGUUCACCCGUGCUGUUGGAAAUGCGCACAGGCUGCCAGAGUCUCGAGGACCAAAAGAAAGUCAGUCCUGCAAGCACACAACUGUUUCACACACCAACCUGCUGACAUGUACUGUAUCUUUGUGAGUGGGCCGGUUCGUGUUAGAUUCCCACUUCUCAGAUGGAUUCAGAAAAGAGUCGAGCGGUCACUGUGUCUCUGCCUGUGAUGAAAACCGCUUUUCCCAGAGUGUGACAGUAUGUAGCAUGUACAUAGAAUAGAAGACCCCUCACUCUGUAUAUACAACAAUGUACAGGUUUGAUACAGCUAUUCACAUUCUGUUUUUCUCCCCCGUUUUGCCUUUCUUUAAUAAAAGUCAUAGCAAUAUUUCUGUAAUCAAUAAAAAGCCAUGAAAAUA